GUUUUCCCGCCAAAGUACACGACAGCACAAGUACGGCGGCAAGUUGUGCGCAACAACGACAACAACAACCAUGACGGACCGUGCGGUGCACAACGUGUUCAGUGGCGCAUCGCUGGCUGUGGACAGGUGCAACAACGAGCGUGGAGAUGCAGCGUUCUUGGAGCAGGCGUUGACCUCGGCGCGUGCACGCUUCCUUCCCUUUGUGAACCUGGAAGUGGUGGUGAAUUCCACAAGCUCGGCAGCAGUGCCAAAGCUUGUCUGGUUGUCACGCCAACACCCAGCCAUUGCCGCCCUGCUGGACAACUCCGCCAGCAGCAGCGACGACAAGCACUUCAGUCACAAGGGCUGUGUGCUUCUUGGCAAGGUCACGGAUGCCACUGAACUUGACAACGUGGAGGUGGGUGACUUUUUGUGGGCAUUUCCGACUACACCGCAAACUUUGGCGGAGCACUCGUUCGGCGAGGCGGCAGCUCCGCUGAAUGUUCGCACCUAUGCUCUGAGCACGGCAACACGCACAGAGGCAGCCAUCACUGCCCAUGCAAAGGCGUUGCUUGAGUUUCUACAGCGACACCGGUUCUGCGGGCUGUGUGGCAAGCGCGUUGUGGCGCGAAAAGGCGGCAGUGAGCUUGCGUGCGAGGCCGCACCAGAGUGCACGGGCCGGUGGUUCCCGCGCACGGACCCCGUCGUCAUCAUGGUUGUUGUCGACCCCGCCACCAACAGCGCGCUGCUGGCCCGCCAGUCGCGCUACCCGCCUGGCAUGUGGUCUGCGCUGGCCGGAUUUAUGGAGCACGGCGAGUCUGCGGAGGAGGCGGUGCGGCGGGAGGUGCAGGAGGAGGCCGGCGUGCGCGUGGGCGCGUGCACGUACCACUCGUCGCAGCCGUGGCCGUUCCCGUACUCGCUCAUGCUCGGGUUUGUGGCGCAGGCGACCACCACGGACAUCACCGUCGACCCGAACGAGCUUGAGGACGCGCGAUGGUUCACGCUGGCGGAGGUGCAGGCGAUGCUGGAGAACAGCGGCGGCCAAGACGGCCUGCGCACCCCACCGAGCGGGGCCAUUGCACACCAGCUCAUGCGCCACCACGUCGCAACAGCCACGGCACAACAGCAACAGCAGCAACAACAGCAGCAACAACAGCAGCAGCCCAUGUCCAUGCUGUAAUCUAUCGUGGACGCGCGCUAUUUGCCCCGUGCAUGCGUGUGUAUUGUGUAGAACGCUUCGAAGACGUGCUGUGCUGUCUUGGACUGCUUUUUUUUUUUUUCACCCGCGUAAGAUGAUGUCUUGCAUCAAUCCACCAAACCAGAUACGAAUUCACACAUGUUUACACCUGUGCCGCACACGUGGUUUAGUUUCUCUCGAGCACCUGCACGCCAGUAAAUUAACCAACAGUCGCACUCAG
Molecule: messenger RNA, 1397 nt
Organism: Salpingoeca rosetta
Lineage: Eukaryota; Choanoflagellata; Craspedida; Salpingoecidae
Product: MutT/NUDIX family protein
Exons: 4
Coding region: 71-1159 (362 amino acids)
Biological process (GO): NAD+ catabolic process; NADP+ catabolic process
Cellular component (GO): cytosol
Molecular function (GO): NADH pyrophosphatase activity
Source: RefSeq, a predicted model, not a curated record